Poecilia reticulata (guppy) is the source of this 2056-nucleotide messenger RNA. Its product is annotated as butyrophilin subfamily 3 member A3-like. The record is from RefSeq and is a predicted model, not a curated record. Lineage: Eukaryota; Metazoa; Chordata; Actinopteri; Cyprinodontiformes; Poeciliidae. Gene Ontology annotation, cellular component: external side of plasma membrane. Gene Ontology annotation, biological process: regulation of cytokine production; T cell receptor signaling pathway. Gene Ontology annotation, molecular function: signaling receptor binding.
CCCUACUUAGAUAGUUUUUUUGAUUACUUUUUUUUCUUCUACAUUAAAAUAAUUUAGUUCUGCUUUUACUUCAGUAAACAUUUUUGCCUGCCCUUGCCAACUCUGACUAUAAUACAGCUGUUGUAUUUUCACGUCUGAAUUUGGAGAUGCUGCCAAUAUAACAAAGCCUUUUUAUUCACCCAUUGUGUUGGUUGUUUUUUAUUUGUUUUGAGUAGACGUGGUAAAAAAUGUCCCCCUUUGUUUUAAUAAACCACUACACAGCUUAAUCUGUGUAAGAAAAAUAUUUUUUGUGAAAUCUUCAAAGCGUUUUGUGUUUUGUCUUCUGUUUGUUUCAUUUAACCGACGAUAUCUCACUUACUUUUUAAAAUAUUUAUCAUUAUUAAUAUUUAUCAUUUAUAGCCUUUUAAAUAAGCUAUGGAUAAGUAACGAAGUUGUAAACCUUAUUGAAGUCAUAGGCAUCCACGCUGCAUUUCCUUUCAGAGACUUUUUAUGAAUAGUGGCUUAACAAGUUUGGUCACACCUUUGCAGACCUGAAUCGAAACUAAACGCAGCAGUCUCUUCAUGUCUGUUUUUUUGUUAUAACUAAGCCACAGAAGCGAGCAGGUAUCAGUUCGUCCCUCCUGCACUUGAAUCACGUCUAAAACUCGCCUCGUCAGGAAGAAUCUUCACCGUUUUUUAGUGGUUAUGUCACGUUUGAUUCACUGGGACCCGAUGGGUAAACCGAGAGUUACAAUCGCUGCUUUAACAGGUAAUCGGAUGAUUUAUAUUUUGUUUCUGGGUUUUCUUUCCUCACCCGGCUGUGCUGCUCCCGUUUCAGAAAACUUCAUGGUUUCAGUAAAGUCUCAUGUCACAGUCCAGCGAGGUCAUACAGCCAUCUUACCCUGCUGGCUCACCUUCUCUGAGAGUGCAGAAGAUAUGGAGAUACGCUGGUAUCAAGGGAGUGAUGAGUUUGAUCUUCCAGUCCUGCUUUAUCAGGAAAAAGCUUUCGACUAUUCAUUCCAGAAAGCUUUGUUCGCUGGCCGAGCCUCAUUCGGCUUAAAGGAAGAAACAUCAGGUGGAUUAAAGGCAGGUGAUGUCAGCCUGAAGCUGGAAAAAGCCACAAUUGAAGAUACAGGAAAAUAUACAUGCUUUGUCAGCAGCUCUGAUGAUUAUGACAGUGCAUCUAUUAGUCUGAGUGUGACAGAAACUGGACACCAACCUCUCCUGUCAGCAGUAAUGAGAGACGAUAACAAAGUUAACAUGAGCUGCCAAUCUGACGGGUGGCAUCCAGAGCCUGAGCUGAGCUGGUCAGACAGCAAAAAAGCUCUCACACCUGCUAAUGUGAUAGUUAGCAAAAACUCUGCUGGUUUUUAUUCAGUCCAUAGUUGGGUUCUGGUCUCCAGUCCUUCUGAGGUCUCCUGCUCUGUUGGGCUCUUCAAUGAAGAACCAAAGGAGACCAGAAUGCAUCUGAAAAAUCCUCCACCAUUACAAGAAGAGACAAAAAUGCCCUGCGAUGGAUGGGUGAGCUUUGGGAUGCUUCAGGUUUUAUUAGUUGCUUUCGGAGCCUUGUACUUCCUGUACUUCAGAAAGAAAGCUAACAAGCCCAAAUCUGGAAAUAACAGAACUGGUGAUAAAUAAAACACAACAGACCCAAAAUGUAAUUGUUUUUCUAUUAAAGGGGUUAUCAGGGGCUGAAAUAGUGAGCAGUCCUGAAGCAACACGGCAGCCAACGGCUCUAUCAGAAGCAUCCAAGCGUUAUGAGAACAUUCAACUGGUGGACACAAGGAAUUGGCUAAUAAUAAUCAGGGAUUCUAAACUGAGCGAAAAUAUUCAUGCAAAGUUUCCAGAUGGAGACAGAGUCACCUGUCUCACUGCAGUCAGAGGAUCACCUGGUUUCUCUUCUGGACGACACUACUGGGAGGUUUGCAAUACAAAUAUAGACCCCAAGAAGUCCUGGUGGAUCAGAGUUACAGAUAAACAUGAAAUCCCUCAUUGUGAUAGAAAAUUUUGUUUUUAGUCCUAUUUCAUUUUUGAUGGAACUGAUGAUACUUUUUAUCAUUUAUUUACUGAUUAUAUC